AUGUCCCAAAACAGAAAAUUAUCACUAUUUAAUAGAUGGAAAAAUAAUAAUCAUCAAGAAGCUGAAUUAGAAGGAAUAAGUGAUGAAGAAUUAAUUGAAUAUAAAGAAGCAUUUCGACUUUUUGAUAAGGAUGGUAAUGGUUCCAUUUCUUCAAAAGAAUUAGGUGUUGCAAUGAGAUCUCUUGGUCAAAAUCCUACUGAACAAGAAUUACUUGAUAUGGUUAAUGAGGUUGAUAUUGAUGGAAGUGGAACUAUAGAUUUUCCUGAAUUUUGUCAAAUGAUGAAAAGAAUGAAUAAGGAAAAUGAUAGUGAAAUGAUUCGGGAAGCAUUUAGAGUUUUUGACAGAGAUGGAAAUGGAUAUAUCACAGCCGAUGAGUUUCGUUAUUUUAUGACUCAUAUGGGAGAGCAAUUUAGUGAUGAAGAAGUCGAUGAGAUAAUUGCGGAAGUAGAUAUUGAUGGUGAUGGUCAGAUUGAUUAUGAAGAAUUCGUCAAAAUGAUGACAGAUUCAUAA
Molecule: messenger RNA, 510 nt
Organism: Strongyloides ratti
Lineage: Eukaryota; Metazoa; Nematoda; Chromadorea; Rhabditida; Strongyloididae
Product: Calmodulin-like protein 3
Exons: 3
Coding region: 1-510 (169 amino acids)
Molecular function (GO): enzyme regulator activity; calcium ion binding
Source: RefSeq, a predicted model, not a curated record